AUUUCAAAAAACAAAUCAACCCACUGUUUUGCGCUUCGUCCUUCCAGGCUUCCACGAACAGCGAUGGCCGUCGUCUCGAGAAAUUCCGAUGAAAUCUUCAGUAUCUCCUCCACCGUCAACGAAGAUCCUCUCUUACCUUGGCUUGGGUCCAUCCACAAAGCUUUGCAGAAUCAGAAUUCAACCCAGCUCAGCAAUUUUCUAGAUUUCGACGUGCUUGUAGCGAAUUGUAUCCACACCUUCAAGUCGGAUCCGCAGUAUCGAAAUGACAUCAGAUUUCUCAAGAUUUGGUUCCUCUAUAUGGAUGGUAGUUCAGAUUAUGAAAGGGUGUUUAAAGAAAUGGAGGAGCACAGGAUCUGUACAAACAAAGCUCUGCUUUACGAAUCGUUUGCUUUGUUUCUGGAAGCAAAAGGCAGGUUCAUUGACGCCUGUAUGAUAUAUCAACUUGGGAUCUCAAGAAAUGCUGAGCCUCUGGGGAGACUGAAAAAAGCCCAGGUGCUGUUUCUUGAGAGAAUGUCUGAGAGAGUAAUCAGUGGUUCAUUUCAAAAGAUAAAAAUUGGCGUCUCUGGAGAUGGUGGUGAAAAUUUUGUUAAUCCAUGGUCUGUUGCAACUCUAAAAAAUCUAUUGCAGAGGAUGAAUUCUCAAGUUGUACAGUAUGAGGGAUACUAUUCAAGUAACAGAUCAUAUCCAGGAAAAGUGUCAUUAUCCACUUUGCUGAAAUCAGCUAGAAAUAAAACUGUUGACAUAGGUGGAGAGAAGUACCAGAUCAAAGGGUGUGCAGGUCAGGGUGGAUUUGCUCAGGUGUUUAAAGCGUAUCUGAACAGCAAUCCUGAUGAAAUUGUUGCCCUUAAGAUUCAAAAGCCACCCUUUCCUUGGGAAUUUUACAUGUAUCGUCAGCUUGACUUGAGGAUUCCAGAAAAAGAAAGGAAGAGUUUUGGGUUUGCUCACAGAUUACACCUCUACUCUGACUACAGUGUGCUCGUGUCUGAUUAUAUAGCUAAUGGGACACUUCAGGAUGCCAUUAACUCGAAUGUGGUUACUGGUGGGUCCAUGGAAGAGGUGCUAUGUAUUUAUUACACCAAAGAAUUGCUUCAAAUUCUUGAAACUCUGCAUGAUGUUGGGAUCGUCCACGGUGAUUUUAAGCCUGACAAUUUGCUCAUACGGUAUUCCAGGGAUGAUCCAAUAGAAGAUGUAGAUGAGUUACGCCUUCGAAAUGGAACUUGGCGUGAUCAGGGCCUAUGCCUUGUUGACUGGGGAAGAGGAAUCGAUCUGAAUCUAUUUCCAAAGGAUACUAAAUUCAUGGGGGACUGUAGAACUUCUGGCUUCCGUUGCAUUGAGAUGCAAGAAAAAAAACCUUGGGCAUUUCAGGUGGACACAUAUGGUCUUUGUGUCAUAGUUCAUAUGAUGCUUCAUAAUUCUUACAUGGAGAUUGAGAAAACAGCAUCUCCUGAUGGAAGCUUCUUUUACCAGCCCAAAUCACGUUAUAAGCGAUACUGGAAUGUCAAUCUUUGGAAAAACUUGUUUGAAAGUUUACUGAACUUUGAUCCAGCUGAAAAUCACAUGAAAAUGUUGAAAUCUUUGAGGGACACUUUCCAGGAAUAUAUGUGCUCAGACCUAAAGCUUAUCAAGAAGCUCAAGCAAAAUCAGACGCUUGAUUUUUCUUUCUCGGAACUGCUGACAGGUACCUCGUCUUUGAUGUUUACCAUUUGCAGAAGGGAUGGGAACCUUGAUUUCUCAUGGAGAGAAGAGGGUUCUCUGGGAUCCUUUACAGAUAUCGAGUCUUAUCCUGCCUUUUUUAUCUGGCCCACCGUAUUGGCCACAAACAUGGAGGAUGGCUUGCGACAUCCAUCUGUAUUCCAGAAGCUACACAGACAAUCAUAUUUAGUUUCCCCUUUUUCUCCUCAAGCCUACUCCAGAAACACUGGUUUGCACCAUUUGAGUGUUGCAUAUGUUAAUGGAGGACUUCAUAGUCUCUCCUCACCAUCCUUCCGAAGAACUGGCCUGGAAACUGUUCCACAAUUCUCAUCUUUCCUUAUACAGGCUCCAGCCGAGGAUGAAAAAGGGUUAUCUGGAUUUAUGGUGGAUUUCCUCAUGGGAGGUGUUUCUGCUGCCGUAUCCAAGACUGCAGCCGCCCCAAUUGAGAGAGUAAAACUUUUAAUUCAAAAUCAGGAUGAGAUGAUCAGAGCUGGUCGGCUGUCUGAACCUUACAAGGGAAUUUCAGACUGUUUUGCUAGAACCAUUAAGGAUGAAGGUAUUCUUUCCCUUUGGAGAGGCAACACUGCCAACGUUAUCAGAUACUUUCCUACUCAGGCCCUCAACUUUGCAUUCAAAGAUUACUUCAAGAGACUGUUUAACUUCAAGAAGGACAAGGAUGGAUACUGGAAAUGGUUUGCCGGGAACUUGGCAUCUGGUGGUGCUGCUGGUGCCUCAUCUCUCCUGUUCGUUUAUUCACUUGAUUACGCCCGAACACGUUUGGCGAAUGAUGCUAAGGCAGCAAAAAAGGGUGGAGAGAGACAGUUCAAUGGCUUGAUUGACGUUUACAGGAAAACGGUUAAAUCCGAUGGUCUCGUUGGACUUUAUCGCGGGUUUAACAUUUCUUGUGUUGGGAUUAUAGUUUAUCGUGGGCUCUAUUUUGGAAUGUACGACUCACUGAAGCCGGUUGUUCUAACUGAUACAUUGCAGGAUAGUUUUCUAGCUAGUUUCUUGCUGGGGUGGGGUAUCACCAUUGGUGCUGGCCUGGCGUCUUACCCAAUCGAUACUGUGCGUAGAAGGAUGAUGAUGACAUCAGGUGAGGCGGUCAAAUACAAGAGCUCGAUUGAUGCAUUUUCCCAGAUUGUCAAGAAAGAAGGGACCAAAUCGCUCUUUAAAGGUGCUGGGGCCAAUAUAUUGAGGGCUGUUGCAGGUGCUGGUGUGCUGGCUGGAUAUGAUAAAUUGCAGGUUCUCGUUUUUGGUAAGAAAUAUGGAUCAGGUGGCGGUGGUUAA
Molecule: messenger RNA, 2979 nt
Organism: Striga asiatica
Lineage: Eukaryota; Viridiplantae; Streptophyta; Magnoliopsida; Lamiales; Orobanchaceae
Source: the annotation of a GenBank genome assembly